Molecule: messenger RNA, 774 nt
Organism: Trichomonas vaginalis G3
Lineage: Eukaryota; Parabasalia; Trichomonadida; Trichomonadidae
Product: RNA polymerase II transcription regulator recruiting protein
Exons: 1
Coding region: 1-774 (257 amino acids)
Biological process (GO): regulation of DNA-templated transcription
Cellular component (GO): nucleus
Molecular function (GO): RNA polymerase II cis-regulatory region sequence-specific DNA binding; DNA-binding transcription factor activity, RNA polymerase II-specific
Source: RefSeq, a predicted model, not a curated record
AUGAAGACGUCCUCAUCCCAUGCUCAGCCACUUGCGCCGACGCGUGUUCGUAAUAAAAUUAACAACUGCGUUAAGAAUGUCAAAUGGCAAAAGGAAGAGGAUGAAUUGCUGAUGAAAUUAAUGCUGGGAAAUAUGCAUCCUAACUAUUCUAGGAUGGCUGAACAUUUUCCUGGUAAGACAGGCCAGCAGAUUGCAGAGCGCUGGGAUAAAGUUCUUAAUCCGGAACUUGUAAAAGGUUCUUGGACAAGACAAGAAGAUGAAAUUAUCAUUAAAUUUGUACAAGAAAACGGUACUAAAAACUGGAAAAAGCUCUGCGAGCUAUUGCCAGGUCGUAUCGGUAAACAGUGUCGUGAAAGAUGGCGAAACCACCUUGAUCCAAACAUCAACCAUCAGCCGUGGACUCCUGAAGAAGAUAACCUCUUGAUAAAGUACCAUGAGAUGUAUGGAAAUAAGUGGGUUCAAAUUUCGCAAUUAAUUCCGAAUCGUUCUGAUAACGCGAUUAAAAAUCGAUGGAAUGCUACGAUUAAAAAGCUUGUGAAUUCGACUCCUAAGCCUGAAAUUGAGACUAAGGAUACAGUUCCGUCAACAAGUCCUGCUUCAACUCCUGUUGUUCAGACAUUGAUAUCAUCUCCAUUCUUAACAACAGUUACGCCUCUCGGAUAUCUUUCGCCAGGACUGUCAUUGUUAGAGAAAAAGAGUCCUAAAGGGAAGGAAGCUAGUUCAUCUUUGACCGACAACUUUGCUAAGCUCCUUGAGAUGAUUCCCAAAAAUUAA